AUGCGCGCCCGACGGAAACAGCCCGGCCGGCCGCCGGCCCAGGCCGCCAGCAGGCAACCGCCCUUCCCCGCCGCCGCCCUCCGCCUCUUCCUCCUCCUCCUCCUCGCCGCGACCUCGGCACCGACCGCCCGCGCCGCCUUCAAGAAUGACUUCUCGGGCUACCCGACGGGCGCGCAGGCCUGCCUCUCGCGGGCCGCCGACGCGAGCGGCUGCGACGGCGACACGGUGCAGGCCAUGAACGAGUGCCUCUGCGGCAACCAGGGCGGCUUCGUGCUCGGGUCGGCGGCCUGCGUCGCGCGGAGCAGCGCGCCGGACCUCGAGGCCACGUACGAGACGCUCGCGACGCACUGCUCCGACAGCAAGACGCCGCUGGGGGUGUCGCAGGCGCAGUUCUUCGCCGCCGCGUCGUCGGGGACUGCGUCUUCGGCGACGAGGACGGGCGGGGCAAGCACCUCGAGCAGGGCGUCGAGCAAGGCGACGAGCGUCACGUCCGCCUCGGCGAAUCCCACGGGGCCUAGCAGCAGCAGCAGCAGCAGCAUGACGACCAAGACGACCAUGUCGGACGGGCACACCGUCACCGAGACGGUCGCCGUGCCGGUCGAGACGGGCGCCAGCCAAGGAGGGAGCGGGCCCAACAGCACGGCCAAGACGGGCAUCAUCGCGGGCGCGUGCGUGGCGGGCGUGGCGAUCCUGGCGGCGCUGCUGGGCUUCUGGCUGUGGUACCGCCGGCGCAAGGCCGGCGGGGCCAGGGACGAGUCGCACCCGAUGCUGGCGCCGCAGCAGGGCUUCCGGAACAGCGGCAAGUUCGGCGGCGGCGGCCCGGUGGCAGGGGCGGGCGAGGAGCUGCAGGACUGGAAGGGCGACGGCAAGUGGGCGGCGGCUGGCGGGCAACAAGGGGCUGCUGCAGGCACCUGGGACUCGUCGAGCGCGGGGACGUACAACUCGGCGUGGGGCGCGCAGCAGUACCAGGGCUGGGGGUACGAUCCGACGGCGACGCCGUACUCGCAGUACGGCGGUGGCGGGCAGUUGUCACAACAGCAGCAGGAGGGCGUGUACGAGCUGGCUGGCCACGAGCCGGUGCGGCCGGUGGAGGUGCCUGCGACGCCGGCAUGGCAUGGGUACGGCGGACAGACAGACGUCGGUGCCGGGCAGCAGAGGCAGAGCUGGGGACAACAGCAUCCGCAGCAUUGA
This is a messenger RNA of Thyridium curvatum, 1191 nucleotides long. RefSeq lists its product as uncharacterized. The transcript has a single exon. Lineage: Eukaryota; Fungi; Ascomycota; Sordariomycetes; Thyridiales; Thyridiaceae. The record is from RefSeq and is a predicted model, not a curated record. Bases 1 to 1191 code for a protein of 396 amino acids.